AUGCCUUGUGAAUGUGAUCGAAAAACGAAACGUAAUUAUUACAGAUAUUAUGAUACCCCGGAUGGAUGUGACGUAAUGAAAAAGACGCUGGUGACCACCCGUUACGGAGUCAUAACAGGAUUGAUUAUGUCCACAUAUGAUGUACUGAUGUACUCUCAAGCGGUCGGCUUCAAGGCAGUUAUGAAACGGUACAUGUUGCAUACGAUACCUCUCGGCCUGAUGGGUGCUACUUUCGCUCUGGUCGCCAAUGGAGCGCAGAUACUUAGAGAAAAGGAUGACAGACUGAAUUAUUUCUUGGGUGGUCUAGCCUGCGGUCCAAUUUUAGGGCCAUACAUCGGUUCGUACCACGCCGUUCUUCUGGGAGGAAUAUUUCUAGGAGUUGUCGGUAUGGUAAAGAAAGACGGCGUCGACUGCGGUCACGUGUUCAUUCCUGAUGUACCCAAUCACAUGAACACGAUUAGGAGCUGGAGACAUGAUUUUACUCUACGCAAAGAUCCGCUUGACGAUUUAAAACAUACAUGCGGGAAGUAA
This is a messenger RNA of Bombyx mandarina (wild silkworm), 531 nucleotides long. RefSeq names its product NADH dehydrogenase [ubiquinone] 1 alpha subcomplex subunit 11. The record is from RefSeq and is a predicted model, not a curated record. Gene Ontology annotation, biological process: mitochondrial electron transport, NADH to ubiquinone. Gene Ontology annotation, cellular component: mitochondrial inner membrane; respiratory chain complex I. NCBI's taxonomy places the organism in Eukaryota, Metazoa, Arthropoda, Insecta, Lepidoptera, Bombycidae.